UGGGAGGAAAAGAUGUUUGGCUUUCACAAACCGAAGAUGUAUCGGAGUAUAGAAGGCUGCUGUAUUUGCAGAGCUAAGUCAUCCAGUUCUCGUUUCACUGACAGCAAACGUUAUGAAAAGGAUUUCCAGAAUUGUUUUGGGCUUCAUGAGGCCCGCUCAGGAGAUAUUUGCAAUGCCUGUGUCCUUUUGGUGAAAAGAUGGAAAAAAUUGCCAGCAGGAUCAAAAAAAAACUGGAAUCAUGUUGUAGAUGCCAGGGCUGGACCCAGUCUUAAAACAACAUUGAAACCAAAGAAAAUGAAAACUCUCUCUGGAAGCAGAAUAAAGAGCAAUCAAAUCAGCAAACUGCAAAAGGAAUUCAAGCGACACAAUUCUGAUGCCCAUAGCACCACUUCAAGUGCCUCUCCAGCUCAGUCACCCUGUUACAGUAACCAGUCUGACGAUGGCUCUGACACAGAAAUGAACGCUGGGUCCAGCAGAACACCAGUUUUCUCCUUUUUAGAUCUCACAUAUUGGAAAAGGCAAAAGGUCUGCUGUGGAAUUAUUUACAAAGGGCGUUUUGGGGAAGUCCUCAUAGACACUCAUCUCUUCAAGCCUUGCUGUAGCAAUAAGAAGUCUGCCACUGAAAAGCCAGAACAAGAAGGACCACAGUCUCCAACAGUCUCCCCCCAAGAAGAGUGGUGACUUCACUGAAUAGCUGCAGAAGGUUAUACAAAUCCUCUUAUUCUCUGGAAAAAUACUAGAAAAGUGACUGUUCACUUUGGACACCUGCUAUGCUGCCAAAAGACUAUUCCCUAGAACUGUUUUGGGUUUUACUGCUACAAUUCCACAAACUCUGAAGCCAGUUUGUAUCUUUUCAGAAAGACUGUACAUAAUAUUUAAGAU
This is a messenger RNA of Calypte anna (Anna's hummingbird), 882 nucleotides long. RefSeq names its product SIN3-HDAC complex associated factor (gene SINHCAF). NCBI's taxonomy places the organism in Eukaryota, Metazoa, Chordata, Aves, Apodiformes, Trochilidae. The transcript is spliced from 5 exons. Gene Ontology annotation, biological process: negative regulation of cell migration. The record is from RefSeq and is a predicted model, not a curated record. The coding region runs from base 13 to 681 and encodes 222 amino acids.